AUGGCGACGGCGACGGCGACGGCGACGCCGACGAUGGCGAUGGCGAUGGAGGGAAGCGGACAGGAGAUCUCGCCGUUCGCGGGCGCGGUGGACGUCGCGGCGCUGGCGGUGCUGGCGUACCUGGCGAAGCUCGGGAACGAGAAGGCGGCGAGGGAGUCGUCGGCGAAGACGAAGACGUCGAGGACGACGCGAAGGAAGUGA
Messenger RNA from Ostreococcus lucimarinus CCE9901, 201 nucleotides. RefSeq lists its product with no specific name. Bases 1 to 201 code for a protein of 66 amino acids. The transcript has a single exon. Lineage: Eukaryota; Viridiplantae; Chlorophyta; Mamiellophyceae; Mamiellales; Bathycoccaceae. The record is from RefSeq and is a predicted model, not a curated record.